This is a messenger RNA of Peromyscus californicus insignis, 2910 nucleotides long. RefSeq names its product G protein-coupled receptor 141 (gene Gpr141). The transcript has a single exon. Gene Ontology annotation, cellular component: membrane. The record is from RefSeq and is a predicted model, not a curated record. Lineage: Eukaryota; Metazoa; Chordata; Mammalia; Rodentia; Cricetidae. Bases 8 to 925 code for a protein of 305 amino acids. Gene Ontology annotation, molecular function: oxysterol binding; G protein-coupled receptor activity. Gene Ontology annotation, biological process: G protein-coupled receptor signaling pathway.
UUGAAGAAUGGACAAAUUUAAUACCUCUGAGAAUUCCUCUUGUGAUCCUAUACUGGCGCACCAUUUAACCUCGCUUUACUUCAUAGUGCUCAUUGGAGGGCUGGCAGGGCUCAUCUCCAUCCUGUUCUUGCUGGUGAAAAUGAACUCACGUUCAGUGACCACCAUGGCAGUCAUCAACCUGGUGGUGGUCCAUGGGUUAUUCCUGCUGACUGUGCCUUUCCGCUUGGCAUACCUCAUCAAGGGGACUUGGACAUUUGGAUUACCCUUCUGCAAAUUUGUGAGUGCCAUGCUGCAUAUACACAUGUACCUCACCUUCUUCUUCUACGUGGUGAUACUGGUCAUCAGGUACCUCAUCUUCUUCAAGCGCAGAGACAAAGUAGAAUUCUAUAGAAAACUGCAUGCAGUUGCUGCCAGUACUGCUAUGUGGCUUUUGGUGAUUGUCAUUGUGGUGCCCCUGGUGGUUUCUCAGUAUGGAAAUAAUGAAGAAUACAAUGACCAACACUGCUUCAGAUUCCAUAAAGAACUUGCCCGUGAUUAUGUACAAGUUGUCAACUAUAUGAUAGUGAUUAUUGUCAUAACCAUUGCGAUGAUUCUCUUGGGUUUCCAAGUCUUCAUCACAUUGUCCAUGGUUCGGAAGCUUCGACACUCCUUACUGUCCCACCAGGAGUUCUGGGCUCAGCUGAAAAACCUAUUCUUUAUAGGCAUAAUCCUUAUUUGUUUUCUUCCCUACCAGUUCUUCAGGAUUUAUUACUUGUACGUAGUGGCACACUCCAAGAACUGUAAAAACAAAGUUGCAUUUUACAAUGAAAUCUUCUUAAGCACAACAGCCAUCAGCUGCUAUGAUUUGCUGCUCUUCGUCCUUGGAGGAAGCCAUUGGGUUAAGCAAAAGAUUAUUGACCUAUGGAAUUGCCUUUUAUGCUAUUAGCCAAGACUACUACAGCAAUCAUUUCUUCCUGUUGGGAAUGGGAAUAAGCAAGGGAGGAAAGAAUGGCUUUGCAUUGCUUGAUCAAAACUUUGCCUUGGCCCAGACAAAGAAAAGGACUAAAAAGUAUCCAAGUGCUCCCUGUAAAAAAUGUCCAUGCAAAGACCAGUUGUAGUGAACCUACAUGGAAUUGCAAUUGCAUUAUUUUCAAACAUAGUGGUUGCUUGCUCCAUCCGGAAAACACGGGUCUGCUGGAUGCUGAAGUUCUAUCAGGGUAUGGUGACUUCCUGGGUUUGAGACAUGGUUUUCCCUGCCAGGCUUUGAGUUACAGUUAGGUGAAGAGUUAUUUUCAGUCUACUUCUCCUUCCAAAGGCUAAUCCUGGUUAUCAAACAGCUCCAAAGAGAUCAAGUCCACUUGUUGUACCAGACAAAUUGCCACAACCAACAUAAGCAGCCUGGCAAAAUAGCCAGGCAAGUGGAGGAGUAAGAAACUUUUCUGUAUCAUCCUAACUUUGGAGGGAGCAGCAGGACUUCUGCUUUAAGAAGCUUUCUAGCCUUGCCCUUCUGAAGGUUGUGUUUAAGGACAUGAGUAAUGAACUCUCAUCAAUCACUCUCUGGAAAUUCUCCGUAACCUUAUUAAGAUGCCGAAGUAAUGGUGAAAGUCUUAUAGAAUGCUCCUGGACAGUGUCCUGCUCACAGUGAAAUGAAUGGCAAUACAGGAUAAUUAACCUUUUUUCCUUUCCUGUUUUUGAAAAUAUUUUUAUGUCUUGGUCCACAGUUAAUGCAUUUUCCCCAUUUGAAGAUAAGAAGUUAUACUGUAAUAUUUAAGUUGCACUCCAUUCUUAAAAAUCAUAUGUUUUUAAAACAAAACCUGUAUUUUUGAGCAAAAAGAACUUCUGGGGAAAAUAUGGGAUAGUCCUUAAUUUAGAAUACAUGAGAUUAGGUUGCAUUAAGAGAGUCUUAGAAAAUGUUUGAAAAUGAAUGAAUAAAUAUGCUGGAAGGUAAUACCAUUCCAUCCUUUAAAAUAUUAAACCAUAUGGAUAUCUUUGCCAAAUUCUUAGUAACAUUUUGCAAUUUGGUUCAUAACUUGUGACAUAUGGCAUAUUAAACUGCAUUAAACUUUUAUUUCAAGAAUUCAUUAUUGAGUUCACAUACGGGUUUAUGGUUUGUACUUAAUUGGCUUUGUUUUUUUUUUGCCUUUUCCUCUUAUUCUGUCUCUCUUAGUUUCAUGAUCUUGAUAGUUUUCAGGGAACUGAGCCAUAUCCAUAUUUAAGCCUCCAGACAACCUGAAGUCAUUAGUGGUGUGAGUAGAAGGACAGGUGAGUCACCAGGGCUCUUCUUCCCGGAAGGGACAUUCUUACACCUAAAAGACUUUUGUUAGUUGCUGCUGUUCCAAGGAUCCCAAGUUCCUCUGAGGGACAAGAUGUGCCCUGUGAGACUUGAGUUUCAGUGGAAUUACCAAGGCAUAGCAACUUAUUCUGGAGAAAAACAUGUAGCAACACACUGAAAAUUUGACUCUUUCUAACUUUUCCUCUUUAAAAUUUCAGCUCUCCAUUUCCAUCUCUUUUUAAAAAAACAUUUCUUUCAUUUACUACUUGUUUUCUGUUCCCAUUUAUUUUCUAAGUUUUUUCCUCACUUUGACUCAUAAAGUUUGUAUGACCAUUGCUAAGAUUCAUAAACAUUUUAAGAAAAUUUGUAACACCCACAAAAUGUAUAAGAAAAUAAAGAUAGGUGAAAUAUUUAAAAUAAGCUUUACUUGAGAAAGUUUCAGGAGGGCUUUCUUCUUAUGGCUACUAUAAGUGUAGACUCUGCAUCAUACUUUUAUAGACUGGAUUAUAUCUUUCAGACUUUAGAUAUACUGAUACAAAGCAGUUAUGCAUUUUUCAAUAUUAUAAUAAGUGGCCCAUAUAUUUCUAUGGGUCUAUAUAUGGAAGUAUUAUCCAGAAUAUAGAAAUGCAGCAUUCUGUAAUUUAUAAUACCUUAUUGAU